This is a messenger RNA of Saccharomyces cerevisiae S288C, 282 nucleotides long. It is a transcript of the gene FMP16, whose product is annotated as Fmp16p. The record is from RefSeq and is marked reviewed. NCBI's taxonomy places the organism in Eukaryota, Fungi, Ascomycota, Saccharomycetes, Saccharomycetales, Saccharomycetaceae. Bases 1 to 282 code for a protein of 93 amino acids. The transcript has a single exon. Gene Ontology annotation, cellular component: mitochondrion.
AUGUUGAGAACCACUUUUUUGCGCACUCCAAGACAAUUGAUGCGUAAAUCGCCAAGGGCGUCUUUCUCAAUCGUCACUAGGGCCGCCUUUCCUCACCUAAAGAACAAUCAAGAUGAAGCUGAGAAAAAAGAACAGGGUUUGUUUGAUAGCAACAAGAAGAGGUUGGACACUUUGGAACACGGCAAGAAUCCAGAUUAUAAGCAACCUGGAAUGGAAGAUUUGAAAAAAAAGGGAGAUGACGCUAGAAUCGAACAAAACAGGCCAGAUGACGGUGUUUAUUAA